Exophiala bonariae is the source of this 1737-nucleotide messenger RNA. RefSeq lists its product as uncharacterized. The record is from RefSeq and is a predicted model, not a curated record. Gene Ontology annotation, biological process: regulation of DNA-templated transcription. The coding region runs from base 1 to 1737 and encodes 578 amino acids. The transcript is spliced from 4 exons. Lineage: Eukaryota; Fungi; Ascomycota; Eurotiomycetes; Chaetothyriales; Herpotrichiellaceae. Gene Ontology annotation, molecular function: zinc ion binding; DNA-binding transcription factor activity, RNA polymerase II-specific.
AUGUGGCCCGCCCCUGUCCCCACUCGUCAAAUCCUCGUACCUCACCUCGAGCUUGCUGGCAACUAUGGGUAUGCACCAACUGCACUCUCUCCAGUGGUAGCCAAUCCUGCCAAACGCCGUCGGGCAAGUAAACCCAAGGUUCGGACAGGAUGUAAAACCUGCAAGAUACGGCGCAUCAAAUGCGAUGAAACCAAACCCAGCUGUAAGCGCUGCACCACCACCGGUCGCAAGUGCGACGGUUACGAGUUCCUCAAGGAGCCUUCGGAGAGCUCAAAAGCAUCUCCACUAUCGCCACUUCGACGACCGGAGUUCAACUUCCAACAGCUAUUUCAACCCGGAUCAAUCUCAAAACCGUUUCAAGGCAAUACCCAGGAACGUCGAAUUUUCCACCGCUUUCAAUAUUGUACCGUACCAGCGUUCGCUGGUGGGUCGGAAACCGGGUUCUGGACCAAGCUCGUACUCAAAGUGGGCCAAGAGGAACCAGUUGUCCGGAACGCCAUCAUUGCUCUGGGAACACUACAUGAGGAUUACCAGGAUCGGUGUGGCAAAUAUACGACAGAACUGAUAGACGACAAGAGCUAUCGCCACGCGUUGAAGUUAUAUGGGGACGCACUCCGCCAAUUGAAUCAACGGUUGAAUCUCCCUUCAAGGACCAACGCCAAGUUGGCCAUCAUUGCAAGUAUUUUAUUUGCAUGCUUCGAAGUCCUUCGUCGCAACAAUAUGGCAGCAGUCAUUCACUACCAACUCGGCAUGAGAGAAUUGAUCCGUCAAAUGAAUCUUCCAGAAGGAGAUGACAUGUCUCUCACGCCCUAUUCGCCUGAAGAGUAUGCCAGUUCACGGGCGACCUUUCGAGAGAUUCCUCAAAAUGAACUCGACGACCUACUGCGAGUGUUUGCACGUUAUGAUAUCCAAGCAUGUACAUUCUCCAAAGAGAAGGCAGAACCUUUGACCUACCCAGUCACCGCCCUACCACGGAUAAUGCCAACUAAUCUGACCUUGAGCCAAGUCCGGAAUCAUCUCGAUAAUCUCCUUGUCUCUGUCUAUCAACUGGUAAAAUCCGACUUGAAGAUGUACCGCUAUUGGAAGGCUGAAUUGGUUCCACUGGAAUGGCGGACGCAGACGCAGGAAGCGAUUGAGGUCUUCGACGCCUGGAUUGGUGCUCUAGAAGAAUUCUUUAGACUGGAGGGAGGGAGACUUGGUCAGGCUGAGAUCAAAAGUCUUCUCGGGUUACGACUGCAGAUUAAGUGCGCAGUUAUCAUGCUAAAGGUCAGCAUUGAUUGUGGGCCCGAAACCGUUUUCGACAACUUCCGGGAUGAUUUCGAAGAUAUGGUGACAAAAGUUGAACAAAUGACUGCGACCUUCAAAAUGAGUGAUGCCCAACCCCUAGAGGUCGAGAAUACACCAUUUACUAUGGAACUUGGGGUCGUACACCCACUUUUCUUCAUAUCUUGCAAGUGUCGAGAUUGGAACAUUCGGCGGCGUGCUUUGGCUCAACUGAAAAAGGCAGGCAAGGAAGGUGUUUGGGAAGGACCAAUUAUGGCCGUUCUCGGUCGGAGAGUCAUGUUACUUGAGGAAGAGGGUAUAGCCAUGGACGAUGUGAUACCCGAAGCGAAUCGAUUUCAUGAGCUAAAGAAGAAUGUGGAUUAUGAUACACGGCAGAUCUUUUGGGAGGGGACAAAAGCAUUGGAUACGACUUGGAAGAAUUUUUCAAUCCACAGGGAUGCGACUCCGUUCUGA